AAAUCGAUAUCAAAUUCAUGACAAUGAAGAAUUAGCAAUGUCGAAGACAACUACUUCAUUUGUCAGAUCUUUUUUUAUCAUCCUACCUAUACUACUUUCUUCUGCAUAUUCUGACGAAAAACCGGAAACAUUCAUCGUUCAUGUUUCUAAACUAGAAAAACCGUCCAUUUUUCCUUCUCACCAUGAUUGGUAUACCUCAACUCUUCAAUCUCUUCCUGCACAUCUUUCUUCGUCUGAUCCACGUGAAAAUAUCAUUUACACGUAUAAAAAUGUUUUUCAUGGAUUUGCUGCAAGACUCACUCCAUCCCAAGCAUCACAUCUCCGUCUUCAACCAGGAUUCCUUGCAGUCCUCCCUCAAGAAAUUCACCAACUCCAUACUACUCGCAGUCCUCAUUUUCUUGGUCUCAGUGCUAACUCUGGUCUCUGGCCUGACUCAGAAUAUGGUGAGGACAUCAUUAUUGGAGUUCUUGAUACUGGAAUCUGGCCGGAACGUCAAAGUUUCAAUGACACGGGUAUAACUAAUCCCGUGCCAAAGAGAUGGAAAGGUUUUUGUGAGUCUGGCGUUGACUUCCCCAACACAUUGUGCAACAAAAAGAUAAUUGGCGCUCGAGCUUUUUACAACGGAAUUGAAGACGGUGGACUGCUAAACGAGGCCAAAGACUUGAAAUCGCCAAGAGAUACAGAUGGACAUGGUACGCAUACGGCAUCAACCGCAGCUGGAUCUGUAGUUAAGAAUGCUGGAUUGUUUGAAUACGGUGUUGGAGAAGCAAAAGGAAUAGCUACCAAGGCAAGAAUUGCUUCUUACAAGAUAUGCUGGAGUGCGGGAUGUUCUAAUGCGGAUAUUCUUAGUGGAAUAGAUCAAGCUGUGGCAGAUGGGGUUGAUGUGAUCUCUUUGUCUGUUGGUCCCGGUAUCCCUGGGCAACAACCGUAUUAUGAUGAUCCAAUUGCCGUUGGGACAUUUGGUGCUGCGAUGAAAGGAGUGUUAGUUACUGCCUCUGCAGGAAAUUUGGGUCCUGAACCAUUCACGGUUACUAAUGCUGCGCCAUGGAUUCUUACCGUUGGAGCAUCUACGGUUGAUAGAGAAUUUCCUUGUAACGUGAUAUUAGGCGACGGGAGAGUUGUCAAUGGUGCAUCAUUAUAUUCAGGGAAGCCACUCGAGAAACCCAAUAUAGAUCUAGUUUUUUUUCCUGGUAGCAUUUUUUGCAGAGAAGGGGAACUAAAUUCCACUGAAGCUGCAGGAAAGAUUGUUCUUUGUUUUGAUGGUGGUAGAAUUGGAAGAGCUGCUAAAGGAAAUGCAGUCAAAAUUGCUGGUGGUGUUGGAAUAAUUAUCGCAAAUUUACGAGAGCGCGGAGAAGGAUUAGAUGUUGUUUCACAUCUAAUUCCCGGAACAACAGUGACUUACAGUGAUGGUGUCGAGAUUCAAAGGUACAUCAGAACACAGCAAAAGCCUACAGCGUCGUUCGAUUUUGAGGGAACAGUGACUGGAUCCUCUCCUUCAGCUCCUAAAAUCGCUGCAUUUUCUAGCCGCGGACCUAACCUUAUAACACCCGAGAUACUUAAACCAGACGUUAUCGCACCCGGUGUUAAUAUCUUGGCUGCUUGGACUGGUGCUGUUGGUCCAACAGCACUUGAGGUCGAUAAAAGACUCGUGGAGUUUAACAUAAUAUCUGGUACUUCUAUGGCAUGCCCUCAUGUCAGCGGAUUGGCUGCGAUGCUUCGAAGGGCUUAUCCUGACUGGUCUUCGGCUGCAAUCAAGUCCGCUCUGAUGACUACUGCCUAUAAUCUAGACAAUGCAGGUAAAAUAUUUACUGAUCUGUCAACAGGAAACAAUUCAAUACCGUUCAUGCAUGGUGCAGGACACGUUGACCCUAACAAAGCCUUAAACCCUGGUUUGGUAUACGAUAUUCAGCCAAGUGAUUACGAGGCAUUCCUUUGCUCCAUUGGGUACAACCAGGCACAAAUUAUGCGUUUCAUCCAGGAUAGAACAGUCGACUGCGGGUCGCAUACGUCAGUUACUGGUCCUGGCGAUCUGAACUAUCCGUCAUUCUCUGUUGUUUUUAAGCCACCAAAUUCAGUUGUCAAGCACAAGAGAGUGGUUACAAAUGUUGGAAAAUCAGAAGAUGUGAUUUACAGAGUAAAGGUCAAUAGUCCACGAUCGGCUGAAAUCAGUGUUUCACCGAGCGUACUUGUGUUCACCACGCCUAACCAAAGUUUGUCUUAUGAAAUUACAUUUACAAGCUUGAGUACAGCUGAGAGAAACUCUACUAUUACCAGGGUUUCCUUCGGUUCAAUUGAAUGGACAGACAGCGUACACGUUGUGAGGAGUCCCAUUGCAUUAAUCUGGCCUCCUACACUGUAAUACAUAUAGUAGUACAGUUUGUGUGUUGUAAUCAAAUUGGAUCCAGUUUCUUCUGAGAUUUAAAUCCUGUCAUCACUUGCUAGUAAGUGUUUAGGUGUUUGUCAAGUCCAGUCAACUCGUGUUGACUUAGUUUGUUUGCAGCUCUCUUAUAUCAUAUAUAUAUAUAUAUAUAU
This is a messenger RNA of Papaver somniferum (opium poppy), 2532 nucleotides long. RefSeq names its product subtilisin-like protease SBT1.4. Bases 38 to 2359 code for a protein of 773 amino acids. The record is from RefSeq and is a predicted model, not a curated record. Gene Ontology annotation, molecular function: serine-type endopeptidase activity. The transcript has a single exon. NCBI's taxonomy places the organism in Eukaryota, Viridiplantae, Streptophyta, Magnoliopsida, Ranunculales, Papaveraceae. Gene Ontology annotation, biological process: proteolysis.